AUGCUGUGGUAUGCACAGAAGCCUCGGUACACAUAUCUCAAAGGAGCAUAUUUGGAUCAAGAAGAAAAAGUUUUAUCUGUGACUUUGGAUGAAUGGUCUGAUGAUGAAAUUGAUGCCAUGAUCGAAGUUGGAGGAAACUCAUCUGCUAAUUCAAUUUAUGAGGCCUUUUUACCUGAAGGAGUCUCAAAGCCAGGACCAGAUUCUAGUCAUGAGGAGCGUAAGAGGUUCAUCAGGUUGAAGUAUGAGCUUCAAGAAUUUUUGAAACCUAGUUUACGGAUUACAUCGGGGAAGUCUUCAUCAUCUUCUCUCAAGUCAAGUUUUUCCACAAAGCUUUUUAAUAGUUUUCGAAAUUCAAGUGUAUCACAGAAUUCGGAAGGAAUGGUAGAAUUUAUUGGAUUAUUGAAGGUCAAAGUUAAAAAGGGUACAAAUUUAGCUAUCAGAGAUAUGAUGUCAAGUGAUCCCUAUGUGGUCCUUACUCUUGGGAAACAGACUGUUCGAACCACUGUGAGGAAGAGCAACUUGAAUCCAGUUUGGAAUGAAGAACUCAUGCUAUCUGUUCCGGAAGAUUUUGGUGCCAUAAAGUUGAGUGUUUUUGAUCACGACACAUUUUCUGCUGAUGACAUAAUGGGGGAAGCAGAGAUUGACAUCCAGCCAUUGAUAACAUCAGCAAUGGCAUUUGGAGACCCAGAAAUGUUUGGAAAUAUGCAGAUAGGAAAAUGGCUGAAAUCAAAUGACAACGCCCUUGUAGAUGAUAGCAUCAUAAACAUUUUUGAUGGGAAGGUGAAACAGGAGAUCUCUUUGAAGCUCCAGAAUGUUGAAUCUGGGGAACUAGAAAUAGAACUAGAGUGGAAGCCUGUUGACCAGUAA
Messenger RNA from Dovyalis caffra, 867 nucleotides. The record is from the annotation of a GenBank genome assembly. Lineage: Eukaryota; Viridiplantae; Streptophyta; Magnoliopsida; Malpighiales; Salicaceae.